Molecule: messenger RNA, 1291 nt
Organism: Solea solea (common sole)
Lineage: Eukaryota; Metazoa; Chordata; Actinopteri; Pleuronectiformes; Soleidae
Gene: rgs16
Product: regulator of G protein signaling 16
Exons: 5
Coding region: 88-663 (191 amino acids)
Source: RefSeq, a predicted model, not a curated record
UUCUCGACUGUGCUCUGCGCAAAAAGGAUAAUUAUUUACCCGCCUACUCGAGCAACACACCAGCUCUACCAUCCCCAACUUGCUGAUAUGUGCAAAGGACUAGCAUCGCUGCCUACCUGCUGCUUGGAAAGGGCCAAGGAGCUGAAAGCAAGGCUGGGAAGCGUUCUGCAAAAAUCCAGUUGGAACCUACACUGCUGCUGCAAGAUAGGGAAAAAUAAGCCAACACUGGAGGAAUGCCUCAGGUGGAAGGAGUCCUUUGAAAAGCUCCUGUCCAGCAAAUAUGGACUGUGCGCCUUCACCGCCUUCCUGGUAUCGGAGUUCAGCGAGGAGAACAUUGCGUUCUACUUUGCCUGCGAGGAAUACAGGAGCACCAAGUCCCCUGCAAAACUCCAAGCCAAAGCCCACAAGAUCUAUGAUGAAUUCAUCGGGAGCGAGGCUCCCAGAGAGAUUAACAUCGACCACGAAACACGUGACAUCACCAAGGCCAACAUGCAGACCCCCUCACCUUGUUCCUUCGAUAUUGCUCAGCACAGGAUCUACAUGCUCAUGGCCAAAGACUGCUACCCUCGCUUCCUACGCUCACCCGCCUACAGAGAUCUCCUGAGCCAGCCCAAUGUGAGCGACAAGGCCACAAAGCAGCCGAGGCAGGAGAAGAAGGUGUGAAGAACUGAUCUCCCCCGUGGGCCGAUGAAGGAUUGCUAGUUGUAACCUUAAAGGGUUGAGAAGGCAGCAGGCGAGAUGUGGCAUAUUGGUUGCGGCAUCAUGAAGCCGGGACGCUGAUGCAGACACACACAGAGAUUGUCGCGAGAGCAGCGGUGGGUUCUGUAGAGAAGUCAACCAGCUCUCUCAGAAGACAAGGAAGGAUGGAGGAGACAGAAGGAGAGAGAGAAGGAAAACACAAGGAAAGUUGGAGGUUCAUGCCUUAAAAAGUGGAUUGGUGUGUGAACCCAGAUGAAGUUCUGGGGAAGCGACGAGAGACAGCGUAACAGACAGUCAAAGAGGAGGGUGUGUGAGGGGUGGGGAAUGCACUUUUCUGUGCCAUUUGGCAAAGCUUUUGUGCUUUAGUGUGCAGUGUCCCUCUGUCAAACGUACACAAUGCUUGUGAACAGGCAUGCAGGGUACUCUAUUCUGAUGAAUUUGUAUUUAUUUGCCUAUAACAUUCUGUAUAUCUGUUGCAUUUUUACAGAAACAAAGUGUGCAAUGUAAUUUAUCAUGUACUAUUUAUACCACUGUUGUCUGUCACUCUUUUUUUUACAUUUCAGCAAAUAAACUAAAUUAUUUGAAAAAUAAA